Helianthus annuus (common sunflower) is the source of this 1083-nucleotide messenger RNA. RefSeq names its product FBD-associated F-box protein At5g22730-like. The transcript is spliced from 2 exons. Gene Ontology annotation, molecular function: protein binding. The record is from RefSeq and is a predicted model, not a curated record. NCBI's taxonomy places the organism in Eukaryota, Viridiplantae, Streptophyta, Magnoliopsida, Asterales, Asteraceae. The coding region runs from base 1 to 1083 and encodes 360 amino acids.
AUGGAUUUGGCACGUGAUGCAACAAGUAUCAAUGAAGAAGUAGAAGAAAAAGAAGAUAGAAUAAGCAAUUUACCAGAUGAACUUAUUCGUCACAUUAUGUCUUUCCUUGAUAUGAAAAAUGCUGUUCGGACCAGCGCACUGUCUCAUAAAUGGGAGCAUAUUUGGACCUCAACUCACAGUUUUAACCUUAAUAGCUGUGAAUUUCCUACAGUGCGUUUGUUUGCCGAAUUUGUGAAGGGCGCGCUAUCUCAUCAAAAAAUUCCUGUAGAAGUGUCUAAGGUUCAGCUCACAAUCACAAGAGCAGCCAACCUCCCUGUUGUUAAACGCGUUGUAAACAAUGUAUAUAUGCAUAAUGUAAGGGAACUGAAUAUGACAUGCCUUGCUAGGAAAUUCUAUCAGUUUCCAGAAUGUCUUUUCAGUUCUGAUACUCUCAAACAUCUCACCCUUGCAACCGGUGACCAAUCUUUCUAUCUACACAAGGCCAGCUGCAUACCAAGAGUUGCAUGGAAUUUUCCGGCUUUAGAAACUCUGUGUUUGAGGAGUAUGCAUUUAGGUGAUCAAGGAUAUGAGAGCCUUGACCUUUUUUCCAAGUGUGUAAACCUAAGGGACCUCACUUUACAUGAGUGUUGCAUGUAUGGCUUGAAGAUUUUCAAUAUUUGUGCUCCAGAACUUUCUAAUCUCACAAUUAGGGGCACCGCAUAUCCAGAUGUUGUCAAUGUCGUCGCUCCUAAACUUGAGAAUCUUACUGCAUCUGUCAGGGGUACUGUUAAUCAAGUUCCAUACACAUAUGAAUCUCUGCAGCUGUCCACGGAGGGUUUUGAUUCUCUUGAGAAAGUGAACCUUUCCUUGUCAAUGCCGCAUUUGGAUCAAGCCAGAUUUUUUCCGCUGCUUCUUAAUUUGUUUCACCAACUCCGCAGCACCAAAUAUUUGGUUAUUAAUUUGGAUAUCAUUGAGUUUUAUUGUGCUUGGGAUGAAGAAAAAGUCCAUAAUUUAAACGUUAAACUGUUCGGACAAAGUAAGGAAUACGAUUUUCUUCUAGUCCAUCCAUCAAAGAGGGGCGAGGGUACUUUUGGCUUUGGGUAA